Messenger RNA from Saccharomyces paradoxus, 1815 nucleotides. It is a transcript of the gene TAH11, whose product is annotated as Tah11p. The record is from RefSeq and is a predicted model, not a curated record. NCBI's taxonomy places the organism in Eukaryota, Fungi, Ascomycota, Saccharomycetes, Saccharomycetales, Saccharomycetaceae. The transcript has a single exon. Bases 1 to 1815 code for a protein of 604 amino acids.
AUGAGUGGUGCAGGGAAGUACAGGAAAAAGGAGCCGUUACGCGUGCCUGUGAUAGAUUUGAAUAGAGUUUCAGACGAAGAGCAGCUGUUGCCAGUGGUGAGGGCAGUUUUACUGCAGCAUGACACCUUUUUGUUGAAAAAUUAUGCUAACAAAGCUGUUCUUGAUGCGCUGCUGGCGGGGCUUACGAUGAAGGACCUGCCUGACACGAGCCAAGGCUUCGAUGCGAACUUUACGGGCACAUUACCGCUAGAAGAUGAUGUUUGGCUGGAGCAGUACAUAUUCGACACUGAUCCUCAAUUGCACUUCGACCGGAAGUGCGAGAAUGAUUCACUGUGCUCUAUAUAUAGCAGGCUGUUCAAACUGGGUUUGUUUUUCGCUCAGCUGUGCGUAAAAAGCGUGGUUUCCAGCACAGAAUUGCAAGACUGUAUCAGUAGUUCUCACUAUGCGACCAAACUGACCCGAUAUUUUAAUGACAAUGGUAAUACACAUGAUGCUGCGGAAGCGGGUGCUACCGUGCUGCCCACUGGCGACGAUUUCGAGUACCUGUUUGAAAGGGACUACGUUACUUUCCUUCCGACAGGCAUUUUGACCAUCUUCCCCUGUGCCAAGGCUAUCAGAUACAAGCGAUCGACUAUGGCGGCCACAGACAAUUCUUGGAUAAGUAUUGAUGAGCCCGAUUGUCUUCUGUUCCACACGGGGACCUUACUUGCCCGCUGGUCCCAAGGCAUGCACACUACCUCGCCACUACAGAUAGAUCCUCGUGCGAACAUUGUUUCGUUGACCAUCUGGCCUUCCCUAACUACGCCAAUCGGUGGUGGAGGCGAGGGUACGAUUGCCAAUCAACUGUUAGAGGAACAAAUCAAGGCCUUCCCAAAAGUAGCUCAGCAUUACUACCCGCGAGAACUUAGUAUUCUAAGAUUGCAAGAUUCAAUGAAGUUUUGUAAGGAACUAUUCACUGUUUGCGAAACAGUUUUGUCUUUAAAUGCUCUCUCCAGAUCCACGGGGGUUUCGCCGGAACUCCACGUUUUGUUACCUCAGAUGUCCAGCAUGAUGAAAAGGAAAAUAGUGCAGGAUGAUAUUUUGAAGUUGCUGACUAUUUGGUCUGACGCAUAUGUGGUGGAAUUGAACUCUAGAGGGGAGCUGACCAUGAAUCUACCCAAAAAGGACAACUUAACAACGUUGACCAAUAAGUCUAGGACUUUGGCCUUCGUGGAAAGGGCAGAGUCGUGGUACCAACAGGUAGUAGCUUCCAAAAAUGACAUUAUCAUUGACGUACCCAUUUUCAGAAUUAAUAAAAGAAGAUCGAGCAAUAAUCUCAAAACCAUUUCGAGCAGCAAAGUGCAAACGAAAAGUUCCGACACUAAUGCACUGAGUAACUCGAGAUAUUUAGCGAAUACGAAGGAAAAUUUCAUGUACAAAGAAAAGAUGCCUGAUUCGCAGGCAAACCUUAUGGACAGACUGCGUGAAAGAGAGAGAAGAUCAGCUGCAUUGCUUUCUCAAAGGCAAAGGCGUUACCAGCAGUUUCUAGCAAUGAAAAUGACUCAGGUAUUUGAUAUUCUCUUUUCGCUGACGUGGGGCCAGCCCUAUACGGAAACAUAUCUAAGCUCCUUAGUCGUGGACAGCUUACAAGAUAGUAACAACCCUAUCGGUACAAAGGAGGCAAGUGAAAUUUUGGCGGGGCUACAAGGCAUUUUACCAAUGGACAUAUCUGUUCAUCAAGUGGAUGGUGGGUUAAAAGUUUAUAGGUGGAACAACUUGGACAAAAUCAGAUUUUCCAAGCUCUUGGAAAUUCACAAAUCAAAACAACAAGAUUGA